AUGCCUCCACCGAUCCGAAGGACCAUCACUUUGAUGCGCGCAGAAUCGACCUUGUCGUCUUCAACACCCUUGGAGACAGUAGCUAGUUCGAGCAGCCAAGCUUGCGGGAAAAUGGAGCCCGCUGGAUCCAGGAAGACAGGACGCUCACUCGAGCCGGCGCCACACUCUCCAACACCUGUGCAAACAGUAGCUACUUCGAGCAGCCAAGCUUGCGAAAAGGUCGAGCCUGCGGGACCAAGAGAGACAGAACCCUCACCCGAGCCGCCGUCAUCACAAUCAGUGUCGGUCAAUGCAGCCGGAGCAGCAAAUACGGAGCAGUCGAAGCGCAUAGUGCCGUCAAUGUUUGGGAAAGCCUCGCUCUCUGGCUCGACACUGAGAAGGCGGCUCAAACCAUCUCCUCACAAUGAGACGAGAGGCAGCCGCGUAUCGCCGACUGGCAUCAAGCCCUCCAGGUGGGAAACAUCCUCAGCCCGCACAGCUGCACCAAGCAUACCAGAGAGUAUCUAUGGAGUCGUACCUCGCGCGGCCAGGAGCACUGAUGCCGACAGCAGCGGUUUGGGGAGCUCUUCUGAGUCGGCAGCGAAGCAUACGCCAUUCACCACAACAUGGGAGUCAGUCCAGCCGACGCGACCUGUCGUCCACAGCAUCUCGCACAACGAGGAAGUCGGCUUACCAGAUCCACCCGUCUGGCUGGUGUACCUUGUCUGUGGAUGCAUGGCUGCUGGAUUCAUGUCCGCGAUACUGCUCUACCUUGUAAACUUCCCAACGUCGCGGUGUUGGCUCAGGGAGUCGUCGAAGACGGAAAAGUACGAGUACUACGAAUUGAAAGAUCUCGAUUCUGGACCCGACCGGGAGAAGGACCUCAGGAGAGCAAAGACCCCUACCACUGGCUUCUCUACUGCAGCUCGCAGUCCGACCCGGAACACUGUCCGGCACCGGCCAAGGAAAGCUGGCCCUGAGUCCAUGAGUGGUGGACUUGGGAUAUCGCUGCCAGAGCAGGCGGGCAGUGUGCCAUCUUUCCGCAGACAUAAAUCGUUCGACGAAGGAGCCGCAUUCAAGCUAUACAAACCUCUUCCUGACCUGCCAGACAGCCCUGCUGCGAGCGGCUGGCGAUCCAUCUCGGAUCCUACGCCAGGCGUUAAGUUCAUGCUCUCUCCAUUACUUGAAAGACGCUCCGAGCACGACAUCCUAUACGAGCUGCGCGACCGCGAACCAGACGUCGAGAGCGGCCUUCUCAAACCAUCAACAUCACCAUCCCGAUCAGCCAGUCCUAGCUCGUCAAGCAGCAGCAUUAGCAGCCGUUCGUCAUCCUCCAGUAGACUCUCUGGAAGUGGCUUCCUGACGAAGAUAGGGGAUGGUGUGGAAUAUGCAGCGGAUAAGUUUGCGAAGCUUUUGGAUUACCAGAUUCGCGGAGAUGCGGAGGAAGGCUUAUUUUUACCUGUGAGGGAUUAUGAGAGGCCGAAGAGAAUGGGGAAUGGAAAGUUGAAGAAAGCUCGUUGA
This is a messenger RNA of Lecanosticta acicola, 1500 nucleotides long. NCBI's taxonomy places the organism in Eukaryota, Fungi, Ascomycota, Dothideomycetes, Mycosphaerellales, Mycosphaerellaceae. The record is from the annotation of a GenBank genome assembly.